UGAUAAGAAAAGCCAGAGUUUAGUGCUCGUGUUCACAGCCAUGUACCUCGUGCUUCGCUUCCGCAUGCCAAGUUUGUUGUAAUAAUAAGGGUAAUAACAACAAGAAUGAAAUGAACGUAAUAGUAUGUGUUUAUAGUAAAUAUUACUGUACUUUGCGCUCUAAACUGUAGCUGUAGAUAUAUGUCAGACACGUAUCAUAAGUUUCUGUAACGUUCGCAUUUAAAAAAUAACAUUGUAUGUAAAUGAUAAUGGUCCACGUUGUUGGUGCAAUUUCGUGAUACCACGCGACAAAGAACCUAUGACAAUGUCGCUACUUUCAUGCAAAGAAACAAAGAGACAAAUGAAACUAAAUAUUCUUCGGCAUAGACAAAAACUGUUACAAGCCUUGGCUGAAAUAAAUGAUACCAUCAUAGCACCGAAUAUCAAAAUAGACCCUAAAGAUAUAAAAGAGUUUAAUCUUAAUAUACCUAUAAUACCUACAAAAAUUAAACAAGAAAAAGUGUAUGUUAAACAUGAACCAAUUGAAAAUUCAUCAUCCUUGAAUAAUAAAGAUAACAAAAUUGUGGUUUCAAAGGUAGCUAAUAAAACUUUAGGUAGCACAUUUACCAGGAGGUCAAAGCGUUUGGUAAAUGCUGAAGUUGCUGGACAAAAAAGUAGUUCUAACAGUCGAGGACGUUCAGAUUCUUUGACUGAUGAUUAUGAGUAUGACUUGGAUAGUAUUGAUAUUGAUGUUGAAACAGUGGAUGAAGUUAAAAAAUCAAAGACUCGUAAUAAAUCAUCUGGCUCAAUCAAAUGUUUAUCUCCACCAGAAUCAAUACCUGAAUCAACUGGACCAAAAAGAUUCAGAUCUCCAACAAAUAGGUCAACGCAUAAUGCAAAAGAACGCCAAUGUCGUGAAUUAAUUUCUAAAUUGUUUAGUAAUCUUAGUAAACUUUGUAGUUACUUAGAAUGCAGUCGUCGUGUUCCAUCUAAACAUAGUAUUCUUUUAGCUGCUAAAAGAGAAUGUGAUCUAUUAGUUCUUUAUGAAAAAAAACUUAUUGUUGAAAAAAGACGUUGUAAAGAUAUCAACAAAAUUUUAUCUGCAAAAUUAGCAUCGAUUCAAAAAGAUGUCUGAAUUUGAAAUUGAGUAAUGAAUUCAUUUUUAUGACAGUUUUAUAUUCCAAAAAAGACAAUUGUUCAAUUUUUAAGAGUUUUCCUAGUUUUAUACAUAUUAUUUGUAAAGCAUGUAUUGGCAAUUAAUUAUUAAUUAUAAAAAAUUUUAUUAUUCAUGAUAUUUUUGUAAUCUUUAGAACUAGAAAAAGACAAAUUGUAUAUAUUUGUAAAUUAUUUUAUUAAAAAUUAUAGUUUA
Molecule: messenger RNA, 1348 nt
Organism: Daktulosphaira vitifoliae (grape phylloxera)
Lineage: Eukaryota; Metazoa; Arthropoda; Insecta; Hemiptera; Phylloxeridae
Exons: 4
Coding region: 299-1114 (271 amino acids)
Molecular function (GO): protein dimerization activity
Source: RefSeq, a predicted model, not a curated record